AUGGGUAAGCUUCCUUCCAUGCUGAGCUUGGUUUGCUCGCUCCUUUGCAUGAAUAUCAUCAACCGAUCAUCCUUCGCUCGAAGCCUUGGCAAUUCAAGUCCUGGCCAACACCACCACCACAACCACCACAAGAAAAUAACUUUCCUAAUGCAAAAUGUGCUGAAUGUGACACACCCCUUACCAAAGCCUGCAACAACUAAAGUUACUAGCCAGAUACCAUUUCCAAAACCUCUAGGCUAUUUUCCUCCGAGUGGAGGCAUCCCUUUACAACAACCCAACGCAGCAGUUUCCGGUACUGGGUUGUCAACACAAACAAUUGACGUUUCUAACAUUGGCCUAUCAUUUCCGGAUAGAGCUACCUUGCAAGAGUUGGAAUUUGGAAGUGUAACAGAAAUUGGCGAGGACUUAUUUGUUUAUGGUUCAUUAGUGGUUGGAAAAGCACAAGGGUUGUACGUUGCUAGCUCAGAAGAUGGAACUAGCCACAUGAUGGCAAUGACAGUAAAGUUUGUGAAGAAUAAGUACAAGGAUGGGUUGAGAUUUUUUGGUGUGCAUAAGACAGACGUGCCUGAGUCUCAUAUUGCAGUCAUUGGUGGCACUGGGAAGUAUCAUAGUGCCAAUGGCUAUGCUGUGAUCAACGCGGUUGGUGUUGGUUCUAAGAGUACUGCAGGGGAAGAAAACAGAACAAAAGGAAAUCUUCUAUUCAAUGUUUAUCUAAGCUAG
Messenger RNA from Populus trichocarpa (black cottonwood), 720 nucleotides. Its product is annotated as dirigent protein 25. The transcript has a single exon. Bases 1 to 720 code for a protein of 239 amino acids. The record is from RefSeq and is a predicted model, not a curated record. Lineage: Eukaryota; Viridiplantae; Streptophyta; Magnoliopsida; Malpighiales; Salicaceae.